CUACUGAUUUCUGAGAGAUUGAAUCGGAAACAUCAUCAUGCCCGAACCAGCGAAGUCCGCGCCGAAGAAAGGCUCCAAGAAGGCCGUCACAAAGACCGCCGCGAAAGGAGGAAAGAAGCGCAGAAAGUCCAGGAAGGAGAGCUACGCCAUCUACGUGUACAAAGUGCUGAAGCAGGUUCAUCCUGACACCGGGAUCUCUUCGAAGGCGAUGGGCAUCAUGAACUCUUUCGUCAACGACAUCUUCGAGCGCAUCGCCGGUGAGUCGUCUCGUCUCGCUCACUACAACAAGCGCUCCACCAUCACUUCCCGAGAGAUCCAGACCGCCGUGCGUCUGCUGCUGCCCGGGGAGCUGGCCAAACACGCCGUGUCCGAGGGCACCAAGGCCGUCACCAAGUACACCAGCUCCAAGUAGAGCAGUCCGACCCCGAGACACACCCCAAAGGCUCUUUUAAGAGCCACCCAUCCACUCACUCGAAGAGCUUAUAUUAACUUU
Molecule: messenger RNA, 493 nt
Organism: Carassius gibelio (silver crucian carp)
Lineage: Eukaryota; Metazoa; Chordata; Actinopteri; Cypriniformes; Cyprinidae
Product: histone H2B
Exons: 1
Coding region: 38-412 (124 amino acids)
Cellular component (GO): nucleosome
Molecular function (GO): protein heterodimerization activity; DNA binding; structural constituent of chromatin
Source: RefSeq, a predicted model, not a curated record